Molecule: messenger RNA, 1569 nt
Organism: Ipomoea nil (Japanese morning glory)
Lineage: Eukaryota; Viridiplantae; Streptophyta; Magnoliopsida; Solanales; Convolvulaceae
Product: vinorine synthase-like
Exons: 2
Coding region: 143-1468 (441 amino acids)
Source: RefSeq, a predicted model, not a curated record
AGAAUUAUUAAUUAGUAACCCAUAUGAAUCAUGCAUGCAUACAAGUGCGCUAUGAGCAACCAGCUCGCUAUAAAUUGUUGUGACUUGAUACGACUCUUAUCCACUACAAGCCAAUAUUUCGAAGAAUCUGCCCCGGCCAACAAUGGCGCUAAAAGUUGAAAUUCAUCUGAAAGAGAAUGUCAGGCCAUUUUCCCCAACUCCUCAUUCUCUGAGAAACUAUAAGCUCUCUCAGAUUGAUCAAAUAGAAGGAACUAAUUACACCUCGAUGUUGUUCUUCUACAACUCCGCCGGCGCUCAUCACCAUGACUAUGAUGAGUUGAAACAAUCACUGUCGAAGACGUUGUCCGUCUUUUACCCGGUGGCCGGAAGGGUGAAAGAUGGAAUGACAAUCGAGUGCAACGACGAGGGCGUCGAUUUUGUGCGGGCGAAUGUUACAAACUAUGAUUUGUCUGAUUUAUUCCGGAUUUGUACGGUUGACCAUCUCCGGCAGCUGCUCCCGUUUGAUCCCUAUCCAAUGGAUUUUGAUCCUUCCCAGCCCAUGUUAGGUGUUCAGGUGAACAAAUUCCGAUGCGGCGGAACGGCGCUGGCGAUUUGCAUUUGGCACGGCGUGGCUGAUGCUGCUGCGAUUGGUGGAUUCGUACAGACCUGGUCGGCAAUCAACCGGGGUGAAGGAGGCGGCGGAGGUAAUCUCGUGGUGGACGCCACCGCAAUUUUCCCGCCCGCUCUAAACUUCGACUUCUCUGCCCCAACAUCCGCCGCCGCGAGAUUGGUAAAAUCGAACCAAGGAAAAUACUCAAAGAAACGAUUUGUUUUUCGCAAGGAGGAGAUUGAGCGGAUGAGGGACGAGUAUAUCCUUCCAGAUCGCCGUCGUCCGAGUUCGGUGGAGGCAUUGUCGGCGUUCUUAUGGGCUGCCGUGAUAAGAGCUAACCAAAACGCCAAGAUGCACAUUCUGAUACUAUUCACGGACUUGCGAAAGAGGCUGAAUCCGCCAUUCCAAUCUAUGUGCUUAGGCAACAUCCUCUAUCUGACCGCUGCACGGUGGAUGAGCGACGGACCAGGCGGCGUUACUGCCCAUUCUCUUGUAGGGAAAAUCCGAGAAGCUAUCAUGAAAGUGACGGGCGAGCAUGUGAGCAAAAUUGAAGCUCCAGGUGGGUUGACGACCGAAAUGGAAAAGAUAGCAGCUUUUGGUGUUGAUAAGAUUAAGUUUUUCAUUAUCAGUAGUCUUUGCGGCUUUCCAUUUCAUGAGUUAAAUUUUGGGUGGGGUAAGCCGAUUUGGUUUCUAGCGGCCCCAUUUAAUGUAAUGGACGGCGCUAAUUUGUACAAGACCGGUGAUGGGGGCAUAGAAGCGAUAAUUGGAUUGACACCACAGGUUAUGUCCAUUUUAAAUAAGGACAAAAAGUUUAUUGUUCGUGUAUCUUGUAUCCGCACCAUGACGUCGGAACUGUUCAAUUUACCCAGCAAGUAUUGAUAUCAAUCGUUAAUAUCAAGUAAUAAUAAUGUCAAGUAUGUUAUAUCCUUCCCUAUUUGGAUGUAGUACCAAUAAUAAUACCAAUAAUCCCCUAUGAUAUU